AGGCUAGCGGUUAGCUUGACUCAACAGGGAUGUCUCAUGGCAGAGUAACAGGCAGUCCCGAAAGUAAAAGCAGUCGCAAAACUCCUCGGAGCUCCGUUGCUACCGUGUGACUACAGUAUUCCCUCGUUACGACGUUAACGUAAGAUAACAGCCAGUUCACAGACAGGGUAGAAAGUGUAUUCUAAGCGAAGGGCUACUUGUGCUGUUGCUACAACUUUGCUCAGUCCAGCCGCUGAGCCUCGACCACACCCUCCCCGCUUCCUCAUAGUACGGCAGCGGGAGCGCGCAGCACGUCUUUGAAUCUCUGGGAAUAACGGCCACUUCUUCCAGCUACGGUUACGCUUUAGUGACUGUGGGACCUCCCAAUACAAGUGAGUUAAAUGUUCAAAUACCACCGACUGGUAUGGAUAUGAGAAGGGAGUUAUGCGGGGCUACACUGUUUCUGGUCCCGAGUUAAGACGCGGAGGUGGAGGGCGGACAGACGGACGAUGCAUAUGGAGUCCAAGCGACCGGAGCUACUGCUAGUGUGUAACCCCGGGCUCUGUCUGAAGAAGAAGAGGUUGAAAGUGGAUUAAAGGGGUCUGUGUUUUGCAAAGUUGCCCUUGGUGGAUUUUACUUGGGAGGACUUAUGAAAUGAUGGUGCUGGAGGGAAACACAAGUCUUCCCGCUGUCCAGAAGAGCUGCCCGGGUGGAGCCCCGUGUGUGUCCAGCAUGAGUACACACUCCUCGGGAACGAGUCGGACAGGAUCUCGGUGCUGUUUCAGGCUACUUGCUCAGAUGCGAAAGGACACAAAAUGAUAUCCUAUUGAUUAUAGUGUGUUUAAAGGCUGCAAAGCCGUCUACUAAAUGUUGAGGUUAUGUUUUAUUGGCUAUAGUCCUAAAAAGAUCCCAAGAAAAGGCAUCUAAAAAAGCUUAGUCAGUUCAACAGAUGUAAUUCCAAUUGGGAAUCUUGUUUCUAACAAUAAGGAGUUUUUGACAUACUUUUAUUUUCUCAAUCUGCACUUUGCCUUUUAACAGGCACAUUGGUGGCACUGCAGUUUGUGUGGUAUUUCUUCUCUUAAUUCUACAUCCUGUGAAUUAUUCUGUUUCAUGAAAACCUGGGACUACGAUGACUUUUGGAUUAUGUUGUUCAGGGCAUUCAAAUGAAUUUGUCAAGAUUAGAGCAUAUAGCUUAUUACACUGAUAACUCUGAAGUGGUGGGGAUUUUGAUUGACUGUGUAACUUUGAAAAAUUACAAAUAACCGAAGCAAAUAACCGGGAAUAUGCUAGAUCAUAGACCUUUGUUGUAGUAUAGUUUAGAGACACGUUUAUAAUAAUGGGGAUCAUAAGUAAAUGCAGUUAUUAGGUUUUGCUCUUUUUACACGUUUACAUUACAUAUAUGUCCUGUUAGUCUGCAUACUCUGAAGGAAUUUAAGGAAGACUGUUUGGCCAGUUGUUAUUUAAAAAGCAGGGAGUUAAGGUUCAUUUAGAAAUGUCUAAUACAGUACAAUGCAGUGUGCAGCAGAGAACUAUAAAUAACUGAACCCCUCCAGAAGAGCAGUUUGACCCCCCCCCAAACCCCCUCCUUCCACUCCCCUGCUUAUUAUGGCUAGUGGUGGAUCCGGCAAAUCGGCUAGCGAGGGAUCAACCAGCACACCCGGUGUCAGCUUGCAGCAGAGGAAGCGUCUCUCUUCCAUCUGUGACACAUGUAAGGGCAAGAUGCAGCUGGUGGCCGACCUGCUGCUGCUGUCCAGCGAGACCCGGCCGGUGAUGACCUCCGAGGGCGUGGCGGUGGCCGACACCUUCGAUCAGUGCCGCGACACGGUCAUCGCCAGGACCAAGGAGCUGUCCAUCCUCACCCACGACAUCCAGAGCCAGCUCAACAUGGGCCGCUUCACCGAGGUGGGGGACCGCCUCCUGGAGAUGGCCAACCUGGUGGUGUCUCUGACGGAGUGCUCGGCCCACGCCGCUUACCUGGCAGCCGUGGAGACCCCCGGCGCUCUACCCUGCCUUCCGGGCCUGGUGGACCGCUACAAGGUGACCCGCUGCCGGCACGAGGUGGAGCAGAGCUGCAGCGUCCUCAGAGUCACGCCCCUGCCUGACCUCACCCCCCAGCUCCUCCUCGAGCUCUCCCAGAACAUCUCCACCAACCUGAAGAAUCUGACAGACAUCUCGUCGCUCGCCAGCGAGAGGUCCAGGGACCGCUUUGCGAAGGAGCAGUUCAAGCUGAGCGUGAAGAGCAUGAGCACGAGCGGCACCGCCUUCCUGGCCUGCGUCAAAGAGGUGAAGAGCCAGCCCAGCGAGCUGACCCGGAGCCGCUGCGUUCUCUUCAGCUCCGCUCUGGUCCAGGCGGUCAGCGCACUUGUGGGCUUCGCCACAGAGCCCCAGUUCCUCGGAAGAGCCGCGAGUAUCUCCACUGAAGGGAAGGGGGUACAGACUGCAGUGUUAGGGGGGGCCAUGAGUGUGGUUUCAGCCUGCGUCCUCCUCACUCAGGGCCUCAGGGACGUCGCACAGCAUCCUGAGAGCAGCUCCAAAAUGGCGGACUACCGCGAGCGCCUGCGUAACUCGGCGUGCGCGGUGUCGGACGGCUGCACGCUGCUCACUCAGGCUCUCAGAGAACGCUCCUCUCCAAGGACUCUGCCGCCAGUAAACUCUCAUUCUGUGAAUUAGUUUAGGCAGAGGCAACGUGAUCUCUGUCCUAUUCUGACGUACCAAAGAGACUCACCUGGGUUAUCCCUGUUCAUCAGGUUUAGAGUGACAUCAGCAGAAGGCUCUCUGUGGGUCUGUCCAUGUGGCUGAAGUGUGUGUUGAGUGCUGAGCAAUGAGGGUUUAGUGUCGCGCUGGAUGUGGCUCUGACCUUGUCCCGCCCGCUCUCACCAACAGACAGCAGCUUCAAACCUGAAAAGUUUACCUCAGUCUCAGCCCAGAAGAUGGAUGUCGCCUGGCUGUGUGAACCUAUGGUCGUGCUUUGUGAGAUUGGAAAAGUGAUCUGAGUGUCUAAACGCUUGUUUUUGUUUUGUUCAACGUGUGAAUUCUUCAUUGGUAAAAAGCUGCUGUGAGUGUGUGCCAUAGGUUUUACACUAUUUACCAGACUUCCCAUAAUAUUUUUAAGUGUUCUGACCAUGCAUGUAAUGGAGUAUUUAUUUCAACUAUUAAAAAUGUUGUUUCUGAUA
Gymnodraco acuticeps is the source of this 3152-nucleotide messenger RNA. It is a transcript of the gene tlnrd1, whose product is annotated as talin rod domain containing 1. The coding region runs from base 1585 to 2649 and encodes 354 amino acids. NCBI's taxonomy places the organism in Eukaryota, Metazoa, Chordata, Actinopteri, Perciformes, Bathydraconidae. The record is from RefSeq and is a predicted model, not a curated record. Gene Ontology annotation, molecular function: actin binding. The transcript has a single exon.